Arabidopsis arenosa is the source of this 1888-nucleotide messenger RNA. The record is from the annotation of a GenBank genome assembly. Lineage: Eukaryota; Viridiplantae; Streptophyta; Magnoliopsida; Brassicales; Brassicaceae.
GAUCACAAUAUUUAUGAUCUUACAGUUUCGUCUCUAUCUUGUAUCCGCCAUUGACGGUCAUCAUCAGGUAUUUUAUUCUUUUGUAAUAUUGCUGAGAUACAACAAUGUCGAAGCUCAAGAAACCUAUACUAGAAUCUAACUGUGUCGCCGAUAAGCUCCGUGACUCAUUGAAUAUGGAAGACAAUAAUAAUAAUAAACCAGAUACUAUUAAUGUCGAUCUUGGAUCACCAAUUACACCGCUUCAGACUCGGCCGAGUGGACUCACUUCCACCAGUAGUUGCAGUUCUAGCUCGUCUGGAUCGGUUACAGGUCAUGUCGGACAUGCUCCGGUUACAAGAAAACCCGAUUCCGAUCAGCCCCUUCCCUCCACCGCUAAGUAUAAAUCUAGCACUCCUUCCUCCGCCGCUAAAUCUUCAAAGUCUAGUACGACUCCCUCCGCCGCUCAAUUUGGUGGGUCUAGUAGUCCUGUCAGCGCUCGAUCUCGUUCAAGCAGUCAAGUUGGUGCUAAAACCGGGAAUAUGAGCCCAUUAUCAAACUCUGGUUCGGUUACGACAAAACCAUCUGGUAAUAAAAGCUCUGUUUCGUCCAAGCAACAUGUCAAAAUACAUCCCGCCGGGAAUCUUUUUCCAUCGGGGAAGGUACAAAUUACAGGCAUGACUCAAGAAAAACCAAGAAGCAUGGUUCUUGGACCAGGGGCUAAAUCAUACGGUUAUGGUAGUAUAAUGCGAGGAAACAACUUAUCUCCGGCGAAGCCAACGAUGUCCGAGUCUUCCUCUGUUUUGCCAUUAACUCUCAGUAAUAACUCUAGCGGUGGUCCUGACGCCGCAUAUACAUCGUGGAAGAUAGCUAUAUAUGGUUCAAAUCCAGAAGAAGUAAAGAGAUUUGGUAACGAAAUGUUCAAGAAAGGUUGUUUCACUGAGGCUUUGAAGUUGUAUGAUCGAGCAAUCGAGCUUUCACCGAGUAAUGCUACUUACCAUAGCAAUAGAGCAGCUGCAUUGUCGAGUUUGGGUCAGAUUGGUGAAGCUGUUAAUGAAUGUGAAAUAGCUAUCAAAUUAGAUCCAAAAUUUGCAAGGGCUCAUCACCGUUUAGCGUCAUUGCUACUUAGAUUAGGUUAUGUGGAUAAUGCAGGGAUACAUUUUUAUUCAGUGGAGGAACCAGCAGAUCCCACUGUGGUUAAAAUGCUUCAACAACCAUUGCGUCUGGAGCUGACUCUUCUCCUCAGGGCGCGUGAUCGUGGUAACGAUCUUUAUGAAUUAGAAAGAUACACUGAAGCAAGAUCAGCUUAUGCGGAAGGCCUUAAGUAUGAUCCAUCCAAUGCUACUCUGUUAUGUCAUAGAGCAGAUUGUUUCUUUAAAGUUGGGAUGUGGGAGAGCUCAAUAGAAGAUUGUAACCAUGCGUUGCUCAUUCUACCGAGUUACACAAAGCCUCUUGGAAGAUGGGCUGAAGUAGUGAGCGAUUACGAGACCUUAAGAAAGGAACUGCCUUAUGACAAGGAAAUUGCUGAAUCUUUAUUUCAUGCUCAAGUUGCAUUGAAGAAAUCUCGCGGCGAAGUAGUUCUAACAUGGAAUUUGGAGGUGAAGUUGAGGAAAUUUCUAGUCUUGAAGAGUUUAAAAGCUGCAUUAACUCGUCCUGGUAAGUGAAUAUUUAUAAUGCUCUUAAUAAUCAGAGAACUUACAUUAUUAAAUUGUUGUAUAUAUACUUCAAUGGCAGGAGUUUCCAUUGUACACUUUUUUUAGAGCCUCUGAUCCACAAUGCAAGGAGAUGUCUACUUCAUGGACGCACUAUGUGUUCGUUACCCAUCUUUUGCAUUUCCUUAAGGUGAGAAAAACAAAAAACUUCAAAACAACUGUUUAUGUAACCAAAGAACAAGUAAACUUACUUGUGAAAU